GUCAAGGUCGCCACUCUACAACUCGUAACCUGAAUGAGACUCAAAACGACAAAAGAAAGAGCGAGAGGGGGAGCGAAUACGAAAGGUUUGGUGAUGAGCAAACAGCCCAGAUAACACACGGAGACGAAGAUCAUUUGUUUGGUUGCGCUAAGCGAGAUACUAAAAACCCCACCACCUCCUCAAUCGGAUGCGAUACAAUGUGUCUCUAUCCCCCACUUCUUCUCCUCAUGCACCUGCCGAAGAUCUUCAAAUCUUUGUGGCCCAACCCAUGCGGAUAGCUUGAUAGCUUUAUUCGCCAUCAUUCAUUCGCACCAGUUGGUCGCACCGUUAGCUGGUGAUCGCUGAACCAUCGAACCAGCAACAGUAGCAUGGCGACCCCACAAGAAAACCUACGAAUGGUACAGCAAAACGACGAACUACACAAGGUCCGGGAGAUACGACUACCACUGCCCUUCGGAGACGUGUGCUGUAAAUGGUGGGGUCCUAGUGAUGUGCGACCGAUCGUCUGUCUGCACGGAUGGCUCGAUAAUGCCGGUUCGUUCGAUCGCUUGAUACCGCUGCUACCGCGCGACAUCAGCUUCCUCGCGAUCGAUCUGCCUGGUCAUGGCCGAUCGGCGCACCUACCGGCCGGUGUUGCCUACAAUGCACUCGACGUGCUUCGGUUGCUUCUUCACGUGAUGCAGCUGUACGGUUGGCCACGGAUUUCGCUCAUGUGCCACUCGAUCAGUGCGGUGAUGGCGUACGUGUUUGCCGGUAUCUUCCCGGAGCGUGUAGAGCUGUUGAUUUCGUUCGAUCUACUGAAACCCUUCAUUCUCGAUCCCGAUAUGUCGCUGUUCCUGUUUGCGGAUUCAAUUCCCAAAUCCCUCGACUUCGACGCUGCGUCCGAUCGUCAGGUUAAGCCGGCCAAGGAGUACCAGUACGAUCGACUCGUUGAGCACAUGCACACAGGAUUUCAGGAAUCGAUUAGCCGCGAAGCGUGUCACUAUCUGUUGUAUCGUGCCUUUAAACCGGUGCCCGAUCAACCGGGUUACUUCUGGCGCGUUUCGGAUCAACGGGUACGGCACAACCAUGGGUUGGUUUGGUCCCACGAGCUCAAUCUGUACAUCGCACGCCGGAUAAAGGUGCCCUUCCUCUUCCUGAAAACCACUGAGACGCCCAUCUUUGAGGAUCCCCGGUACCACCAGGAAACGAUCGAUGCGCUUGUGGCGUGCAAUGAACGAUUUGUGAUGGGUACGGUGGAAGGCAAACAUCAUGCCCAUCUUUCGAACCCCGAACGUGUUGCGCCAUUUGUGAGCAAUUUUUUGGCCAAGCAUUGGACGAAAGACAAUUGGCAAGUGAGUAAGCUCUAGCUUGAUCGGACGGGAGACGUUGCAUCGUGAGUACAGGGCAAUAAUAGUUAGCUAACGAUAAUAACGAAGUGGGCUAGACUUUAUGGUGGUAAUCGGUGAGAGUGAA
Messenger RNA from Anopheles aquasalis, 1455 nucleotides. RefSeq names its product probable serine hydrolase. Gene Ontology annotation, cellular component: membrane. NCBI's taxonomy places the organism in Eukaryota, Metazoa, Arthropoda, Insecta, Diptera, Culicidae. The record is from RefSeq and is a predicted model, not a curated record.